ACGAUUGCAUAUGCAAAAGUGUCCGCAGCGGGCAGUAUUGCAUGGCGGACACAAUUGCAUCUGAUACUGGCCUCAAAUCCAACAUAACCCAAAGCACGUGUCGUCAGGGCUUUGAUAAAUUACUAAUCUUUCGUUUAUGAUUGUUGUCCUUUUACAGCAACUGCAGGCUGUUCUUUUUGUGCAGUUAACAAAAUUAUUUGGGGGCACCUCCGAUGAUUUUUCCGCUAGACGGGGUUAGUAGGCAAACUUUGGGGUAUUUUUAUGAUGAUGCUACUUUAUAAUUGGUUUGCGAUAUCACAAUGAGUGUAUAUAUAUCUACUUCCAGGUAGAUUAUGAACAUAAUCUCUGGCAAGGUAUACCCACAUUACAUGGUUCGAUCGCAAACCAAUCCUCGCGCACCAGCAUGCAAUGCCUCAAAUCCAGAAUAAAAUGAUUGGUCAAUAGGUGGCGCCCUACUUGCUGCCCGUAAGUUUCAUAAGUGUGUCUGUGCACUUUUGUGCCGAUUAUGUAAUGUAAACUAAAAGACGCCGGGAAUUUUGUCUCUAACUUUUAGUAGUUAGAAACACCCUCCGUCAUUUUUAUCAGCAUAAUGGUGUUGGUUGGAAUAUCAGAUCUUGAUGACGAGACGGCAAGUAAAUAUCCGGGAAUACAUGAGUAUGGACAGUGCCAGUCCAAGGCAUUCAUCAAGGGAAUGUUUGCAUUCUUUGCAGGAGGAGCUGGUGGCUUUACUGCAUGGUUUGCAAUCAGACAAAAAUAUCAAAAAUUUCCGGCAGUCUACAAUGUAGUCUUCAUUGCUGGUGGCGCUAUUGUUUCGUCGUAUGCCGUGGCAUCUAUCGCAAGUAAACAGUGUCAGAAAUUGUGGGUGAAUACAGCGCAUCACCACGACUCGCUACAAAUCAGAGACUCAAAUCCACACGCUCUGAGUAAAACACCCUCACAAGCAACAGAUGAGGUUCCAAUGAAGACGACAAAAUACGGUGAUCGGAUGGGAUGACCGUCACUAUUAUACAUAAAAUAUUGAUAUUUAUUGUUUAAUCAAGUAAUAUUAUUGUUAUUGAGCUGUCAAACUGAAGGCUUCUUGAAGUGGACGAUUCAUGAACAAUACAUGGUUCGCCCUGAACUUUAUUUGUGACUAGCCAGCAAAGUGAGCCAGCAGGACCAAUUAGCUUUUCGUUUUCACUUUGCAGUGCUAUGAAAUAUGACGAAACGACACCCAGCCUGCAGCAGUUACUUUGGCUUUCGGUCAAAGAGAGGGUAACUUUCAAAGUUUUAGUUACUGUGUUUAAAUGUCUCAUAGGAAUAGCACCGGGCUACUUAUCAUCUUGCCUUGCUCUCUACCAACCGCCAAGCUCAAGCCUGGGUCAGCUUCCGACAACACACGCCUAACCGAACACUCAACCAUCAGAACACUCUCAUCUGCUCACAAAAUUGUAACUCUUUGCCAAUUUUCAAGAAAUCUCUUAGAUUUUAUUAGUAUAAAAUGUAGUAUGUUGUAGUUCCAUUGGUUUGCACACUUUACAGCACUUUGAUCUUGUUGAAUUUAUAAAUGUGCUUCGUAAAUGUUCUGUUAUGUUGAAGAAUCAUGGCUGAGUGUUUACGAGCAUCGAAUUCAAGUUCUGGUGGUUAAGUCAUUGGUGGGUAGGUUUGAAUCCCGGUCAUGGCACUUGUGUCCUUGAGCAAGAUGCUUUACUAUAAUUGCUACCCAGGGGUAAUGGGUACCUGCGAGGGUUAGAGGUUGAUAUCCUGCAUAUGGCAAACUAUUUUACAAAAACACAGCAAUAUUUUUCAACCUUACUUUUUAAUUACAAAAUAAAUUGGCAAUUCAUUAUAACAAUAUUUACUUAUGUACAUACAGUGUGUAACCAUUCAAUUCAUUGAAGUUUGACAAAAAUUAAAUUUAUUACACCAAUAUACCCCCACUGGUCCGAGUGAUUUGCCUGUGGAUUUUUGUUUCACAGAACUUUGGAAAGUUCAGAUUGUGCAAGGAAAUGCAUCAGAAAAAUUAAAUUAUAUUUUGUAUUCCCGACAACAUAGAUCUGUUAAAUCGGUUUGGUACCCAUUACUAACACAUAGGACUCUCGGAAUUGCCUCUAGCCACUGAGCUAGCUCAAUGGUCGUUUAAGAUUGCUUUAAAGACGCACUUAUUUAACAUUUAAUUCAUCCAUUUUGUUUGUUACCCAGUACAUCUUG
Messenger RNA from Asterias rubens (European starfish), 2190 nucleotides. Its product is annotated as transmembrane protein 141-like. The transcript has 4 exons. The record is from RefSeq and is a predicted model, not a curated record. Lineage: Eukaryota; Metazoa; Echinodermata; Asteroidea; Forcipulatida; Asteriidae. Bases 590 to 994 code for a protein of 134 amino acids.